Sapajus apella (tufted capuchin) is the source of this 2187-nucleotide messenger RNA. Its product is annotated as telomeric repeat-binding factor 1-like. Gene Ontology annotation, molecular function: telomeric repeat DNA binding; protein homodimerization activity. The record is from RefSeq and is a predicted model, not a curated record. NCBI's taxonomy places the organism in Eukaryota, Metazoa, Chordata, Mammalia, Primates, Cebidae.
AUGACGUCACAGGACCUGAGGAGGAGCCCCCGGGCUGACACCUGCAGCAGAAGACCGCCUCAGCGCCCGGUCCCACGGCUCCACGCGAGAGAGGCCUGCUCUUCCUCCGGCAAAUCUUACAGCUUCGCCUACCUUAAGCGAGUGACUUUAAAGAUUCAAAGGCCACGACACCUGAAUCAGCCAUUGCUAAAUUAUGACAGAAGAAGAAAUCACGCACAGACAUACAAACCAGGACGCGAGCUCCGGUGGAUAGGAUGGGAGCUCCUCUGUUUUCUGAUCGCAGACAUCAAAGUAACAUCGUGCUCCACACCUCCAAACGCAGCUGACAAAGCGGAGCCUCGUCCUCGGAGUCCUCAGGGUCCCCGCGCUGCGUCGGCCGGUAUCAGAAACAGCACGGAGGCAAACGCAGAUCUCUCAGCUGCAGGACAAGGGACCGGGACUAGGAACCUAUCUGCAGAUUCUACGGGAUCAUUUGUGCAGAAACGCUCUAAGAAAAAUAUAAUGACACGCAGAAUAAUCUUGUGUGUCCUAAAUCAUUGCGAUGAGAUCCAAGAGUGCCCAAGUGCGAGAAAAGAAAUAAUUCAAGUAAGACAUUUAUCCAGGGAGGACGCCUCCUCAGCUGCUCCGAGUCCCCGGGGCUGUGCUGAUGGUAGGGAUGCCGACGCUACCGAGGAGCGGAUAGCAGAAACGGAGAGAAACCACGAGGAGCAGUUCGAGUGCCAGGAACUGCUCGAGUGCCAGGUGCAGUUGGGAGCUCCAGAGGAGGAGGAGGAUGCGGGCCUUGUGGCCGAGGCCGAGGCUGUGGCUGCCGGCUGGAUGCUCGAUUUCCUCUGCCUCUCUCUUUGCCGAGCUUUCCGCGACGGCCGCUCCAAGGACUUUCGCCAGACCCGCGACAGCGCCGAGGCAAUUAUUCAUGGACUAUCCAGUCUAACAGCUUAUCAGUUGAGAACUGUAUAUAUAUGUCAGUUUUUGACAAGAAUUGCAGCAGGAAAAAACCUUGAUGCACAGUUUGAAAAUGAUGAACGAAUUACACCCUUGGAAUCAGCCCUGAUGAUCUGGGGUUCGAUUGCAAAGGAACAUGACAAACUUCACGAAGAAAUACAGAAUUUAAUUGAAGUUCAGGCUAUAGCUGUUUCUAUGGAAAACGGGAACUUUAAGGAAGCAAAAGAAGUCUUUGAAAGAAUAUUUGGUGACCCAAAUUCUUACGCGCCUUUAAAAAGGAAAUUGCUUAUGAUAAUCUCUCAGAAAGAUACAUACCAUUCUGUUUUUCAACACUUCAGUUACAACCACAUGAUGGAGAAAAUCAAGAGUUAUGUGAAUUAUGUGCUAAGUGAAAAAUCAUCAACCUUUCUAAUGAAGGCAGCAGCAAAAGUAGUAGAAAGUAAAAGAGCAAGAACACUAACUUCUCAAGAUAAACCUAAUGGUAAUGAUGUUGAAAUGGAAACUGAAGCUAAUUUGGAUACAAGAAAAAGUGUUAGUGACAAACAGUCUGCGGUAACUGAAUCCUCAGAAGGUACAGUAUCCUUAUUGAGGUCUCACAAGAAUCUUUUCUUAUCUAAGUUGAAGCAUGGAACCCAGCAACAAGACCUUAGUAAAGAAAGAAGAGUAGGAACUCUUCAAAGUGCAAAAAAGAAAAAAGAAAGCAGAAGAGCCACUGAAAGUAGAAUACCUGUUUCAGAAAGUCAACCGGUGACUCCUAAAAAACAUCGAGCUAGAAAAAGACAGGCAUGGCUUUGGGAAGACAAGAAUUUGAGAUCUGGCGUGAGGAAAUUUGGAGAGGGAAACUGGUCUAAAAUACUGUUGCAUUGUAAAUUCAACAACCGGACAAGUGUCAUGUUAAAAGACAGAUGGAGGACCAUGAAGAAACUAAAACUCAUUUGCUCAGACAGUGAAGACUGAUUGCGUUUCUAAAAGCUUGAUGAAAGGACAGUUAAGUACAUGUAGAUCACUACAUUUUGUUUGAAACUUGCAUCAUUGAUGUAUUUUAAAACUUUUGUUUAAAGCAUUACAGUAUUUUUCUGUGACCAUCGAUAUAAGGGUUUGUGCUCUAAGAAUUAAAGUAUAUGCUAUCAUUGUGUUCUUUAAGAACCUUUUGAUAAACUGUAAAUUUGUUGAACCCUGCCACAUUUAGUAUCCCCACCUCCAAAUCCUAUUCCAGUGAAAAAAUUAAAAGCUGAUCUGAAAAAA